AUGAAGGUUAGCUCCAUCAUGAGGUGCGACAUUGACAUAAGGAAGGACCUGUUCGCCAAUAUUGUCGUGUCCGGUGGUACCACAAUGUACACUGGUAUUGCUGACCGCAUGCAGAAGGAAAUCACUGCUCUGGCUCCCUCCACCAUCAAGAUCAAGAUCAUUGCUCCUCCCGAGCGAAAGUACUCCGUAUGGAUCGGUGGCUCCAUCCUGGCCUCUCUGUCCACCUUCCAGGCCAUGUGGAUCACCAAGGAGGAGUACGACGAGUCCGGCCCCGGCAUUGUCCACCACAAAUUCUUUUCGAUUUUUACAUAUUUUGCUACGAAUAUGUCUUAA
This is a messenger RNA of Homarus americanus (American lobster), 333 nucleotides long. Its product is annotated as actin, alpha skeletal muscle-like. The coding region runs from base 1 to 333 and encodes 110 amino acids. The record is from RefSeq and is a predicted model, not a curated record. Lineage: Eukaryota; Metazoa; Arthropoda; Malacostraca; Decapoda; Nephropidae. The transcript is spliced from 2 exons.